Molecule: messenger RNA, 4694 nt
Organism: Pelodiscus sinensis (Chinese soft-shelled turtle)
Lineage: Eukaryota; Metazoa; Chordata; Testudines; Trionychidae
Source: RefSeq, a predicted model, not a curated record
CAGUUAAUUUCACUGACUGCUAGAUGAGAGGAAACAGUAAUUUCCCUAGAAGCUCAUCAUGCAACUGUUUCUACUUCUUACUGUCAUGAAGAAUGACUUCCCUUUCUCCUUCUGAGGCUUUUCCCCAUAGCGGCAGGGGGCAGUGCUUGGGAGCAGCAGGGACAGUGGAUCCACGUGUGCCCCAGGAAUGGGGCGGCAGAAUAUAAAACCAAGAAAUGUGUGAUACAUAAAGUAUUCUACAUACAUCAUCAUAAGGAUUUCUCUUAAAGAAUUGCGUUGGACUAACACAUUAUAAUUUGUGUUACGCAUAAUGUGGUGAAACAGCAGAGCAGAAGUUGUCCAUCUUUGUGCUGACUAAGGAAUUACAAUGUUUAUUUUGUGAGCUAAGUGAACUGAGCAUCUGAAAAUGCGGCCAUGGACUGGUUCCUGGCGUUGGAUUAUGCUCAUCCUCUUUGCCUGGGGGACCUUGCUAUUUUAUAUAGGUGGACACUUGGUACGAGAUAAUGAACACCCAGAUCAUUCCAGUCGUGAACUAUCCAAGAUACUUGCAAAACUUGAACGUUUAAAACAACAAAAUGAAGACUUAAGGCGGAUGGCAGAGUCUCUCAGGAUACCAGAUGGUCCCAUUGAUCAGGGGCCUGCUGCAGGAAGAGUACAUGCUUUAGAGGAGCAGCUUUUAAAGGCCAAAGAACAGAUAGAAAAUUAUAAGAAGCAAACAGGAGAUGCAGGCUUGGGGAAAGACCAUGAAAUAUUGAGAAGAAGGAUUGAAAAUGGAGCCAAGGAACUUUGGUUUUUUCUGCAGAGUGAAUUGAAGAAAUUGAAAAAUUUGGAAGGAAGUGAACUCCAAAGACACAUUGAUGAAUUCCUAUCCGAUUUGGGUCACCAAGAAAGGUCGAUAAUGACAGAUCUGUACUACCUCAGUCAAACAGAUGGAGCAGGUGAUUGGCGAGAGAAAGAGGCCAAAGAUCUGACAGAGUUGGUACAGAGGAGAAUAACAUACCUUCAGAAUCCCAAGGAUUGCAGCAAAGCCAAGAAACUUGUGUGCAACAUCAACAAAGGCUGUGGCUAUGGCUGUCAACUUCAUCAUGUUGUCUACUGCUUCAUGAUUGCAUAUGGAACACAACGAACACUCAUAUUAGAAUCUCAGAAUUGGCGUUAUGCUACUGGUGGUUGGGAGACUGUCUUUAGACCUGUAAGUGAGACAUGCACAGACAGAGCAGGCACUACCACUGGACACUGGUCAGGUGAAGCAAAUGAUAAGAAUGUUCAGGUUGUAGAACUUCCCAUCGUUGACAGCUUGCAUCCACGGCCACCUUAUUUGCCAUUGGCUAUCCCAGAAGAUCUUGCUGAUAGACUAAUUCGUGUCCAUGGAGAUCCUGCGGUGUGGUGGGUCUCGCAGUUUGUCAAAUAUUUGAUUCGUCCGCAACCAUGGCUAGAAAAGGAAAUUGAAGAAGCAACAAGGAAACUCGGUUUCAAACAUCCAGUUAUAGGUGUUCAUGUCCGAAGGACAGACAAAGUGGGAACAGAGGCAGCAUUUCAUCCCAUUGAAGAGUACAUGGUACAUGUUGAAGAACGUUUCCAGCUUCUUGCCCGCAGAAUGCAUAUAGAUAAGAAACGAGUUUAUUUGGCUACAGAUGACCCUUCACUACUACAAGAGGCAAAAUCCAAAUAUCCAAAUUAUGAAUUUAUAAGUGAUAACUCCAUAUCUUGGUCAGCUGGACUUCAUAAUCGAUACACUGAAAACUCAUUGCGAGGUGUUAUUCUGGAUAUCCACUUUCUGUCCCAGGCAGACUUCCUGGUCUGUACAUUUUCCUCACAGGUUUGUCGAGUUGCCUAUGAAAUCAUGCAGACUUUGCAUCCAGAUGCUUCAGCAUAUUUCCACUCUUUGGAUGAUAUCUACUACUUUGGAGGACAAAAUGCACACAACCAGAUUGCCAUUUAUGCUCACCAUCCACGAACUGCUGAUGAAAUCCCCAUGGAACCUGAAGAUAUAAUUGGUGUGGCUGGAAACCACUGGGAUGGUUACUCUAAAGGCAUCAAUAGGAAAUUAGGGAGAACAGGCCUGUACCCAUCGUACAAAGUGAAAGAGAAAAUUGAGACAGUGAAGUACCCUACAUACCCAGAGGCUGACAAAUAGAACAAAAGAAGGAGAGUUGUUGUUCAUUCUAAUUGGCUUGAACCAACCAACAUAAAGGCUUAUAUGGGAUUUGAAUUCACAUUUUAACAUAUCGUUGAAAUGAAAGCCUUUAGAAUUCAGACUGAAUAAGAAGCUUGGAGCAAAUGGACAGGCCAUUAUUUGAACUUCUUGUUGAACUUGCACUCUCACACAUGCGUGUGCAUACAUCCUCCCAGGAAAACUGUUGUUUUAUACUAUUUGUCUCUUUCAAAAUUUGUCCGUCAUUAGUCAUAUGUGAGCUUUGGGCUCUCUUCUUUGCCAUUAAUUGACUAUAAUUCUCAGACUUAUAACACUGCCAUAUUGUGUAAUUUGAGUGACAUGAACACAUUUUGUAUGUGCGGAAUUUACAACAUGGUGCCUAUAUUUGAAAGAUCUGUGACCUUUUCAGAAGAGCCAUGCCCAGUUCCACUGAUAGGCAAGAGUUGAUCUUUAAUUAGUCUUGUCAUGAGUUUCAACCAACAGAUUAAAAAAUCAGACUCCAUAUAUUAUCUUUGCAAGAUUCUUUUUUUAAAAAAAAGAACAGUUCCAUCGAUUAGUUCACCUCAACAUUAAUAAAAUAAAGGAUACAUCCAAACAAAGUAUUCACUGUCUAUUAGGAACUUUUGUAAACAAUGCCAUGAACAGAUCCUUUAGUACUGUAUGUUUCUGGACAUUGUCUUUGAUAACAAAAUAAAUUUAAAAAUGAGUAACUAAAGUUUUAUAGAUUAUUAAAUAUUAAUUGCUCAGUUGAAUAACCGUGAAUGGGCCACUGUUUCUCAGUGACUUUUGUGAAGAGUGAUUUCACCAGAACGGUUACAGUGACUCUGAAUUUCUUGUAGACAUCUUUUUCUCUAGGUCUCUAACUUUUCAUCAUCUCUAUUUCUCCUCUGAAAAAUAAAUGUUCUGCUAGGGAAUUAUAAACACCAGUUUUCUAUUUUGGCAUUGAAUGCAAUCACCUUGAAAUAUCAGGAAAAUAUAACGUAUUAUUUAUAAUACUGUUCAUCAAAUAUAUCAUUUCAAAAGAAUGGGCUCCUAUGUAUCUAGUAAGAGCUGGACUUCCCUGUUGCUGUAGCGUGAUUGAGAGAAAUCCUAAAGUUUAAUUAGUUUGUGGAACUAAUCUGGCUUGUUCCCAUUCAACAGUUCUUUAUUUUGGAAGCAUGGAAUUAACUCUGUGUAAGGCAAGUUCCUAACUGCUUUUGUUAGCCUCUCCACUAAUUUAACAAUAUUUCUGGCCUUGUUUUUCACAUGCAUAGUGAAGGCUAGAGGAGACUUUAUUUUUCUUAGCUUUGUUCAUCUUCCUUAAACUUAUGUGGAAUUACAAGACUGGGAAACAUAGUUUUAACUUACUCAGAAAUAGCUCCGUUGUUUUCUGAGCUCAACAUGAAAAUUAGUGCAUAGUUAAAGUUUAACCUUUUUGGAAUCCCUAAUUUGUUUCAUUUCUCAAUAAAUAUUAUACUUUCUAUACAAUAUUUAGAUUUUGUAAAAAAAAAAGUCUAUAUUGCCAUAGAUUUUUUCUAAGCCCUUUGCUUAGAGAUGCAGACGUUAUAAGCUUUCCACUCAUCCCUUGCAGAAAUAAUGUUCACAAAUGAACAAAAAUGUGAAGAUUCCUGAGGAGUGAGGUAAGGCAUAUACAAAUAUCAGGCAGGACAUGGCAGCUGAGACUGCACAGCAAAGCUCAUGAUGUCAUAACCAAAGAACCAGAAACAGUGGUGAUGUGAGAGAAAUAUUAGCCAGACUUUAGCUAGCAGUUGAAUAGCAAACUGUAAGACUGAGGAAAAGUAUGGCAAGAUGUAUGUUACUUCUUUUAAAGACCCGAGGAAUGAUGAGUGAAGCACUUGUGUAAGCACUGCCCUGAAGAUAAGACACCAGCUUUCCUAUUCCAACAUGCUUCCUGUCACAUGAACCUUUCUUUUCAGAGAUCUGUUUCCUUCAAGAAUACCAGUUAGUUAGUUCCCCAGCUAAAACAGCAAAACACAAUUCAUUUUAGAGUAAACAAAUAAGUACUAUGGACUUGAGUUAUAGUUGCCAGAAAGCCUCUUUAUACUACCAGAAUUGCAUAGAGUUCAGGAGUAAAUACUGUAGCUUAUGGAAUAGAGAGAAAACAGAAAAUAAAAAGGUUGUAUCUAUUAAAUACCGAUAAGGGACUUUAAAGGAGCAUCUCAUGAAGGUACUAGAGACUAGUUAAGUUAUGUAAUAAUUACAAGCUGUACUUAGUUCGAUAAAGUCUGAAUUUUGUAGAAGUCUAUUUUGUUUCUCUGUAUCAGACCUCCAAGUCUGACAUAGCCCUGUAAAGACAGAAUCAUUGGCAUAAAACCCAGUCAAAGUAUAGUUCAUGUACUCUGACACAAACUAGUGUGUUUUAAUUAAUUUCCUUUUAAUUUAUUUUAAUAUGCAACAUAAUUUCCUUCUUUUGUAUUACAUAUGCAGUAUGCUUAUUAUUAGAGUUGGGCAAAGUUUUUUGGCCAGAACUUUUUUCACCUAAAAAUGCAUAUUCAUUUUGAGUUUGUGUCGAUGUCACUGAAUUGUUUUGCUGGGGGAA